This is a messenger RNA of Rubroshorea leprosula, 1464 nucleotides long. Lineage: Eukaryota; Viridiplantae; Streptophyta; Magnoliopsida; Malvales; Dipterocarpaceae. The record is from the annotation of a GenBank genome assembly.
UUCUCUCUCUCUCCACCACAUUUCUGAUAAUAUUCUUUCUGCUUUCCCUUCUCCCAUUUUCAGCCAAAAUUCCAUUAACAUGUAUGCCUUCUCCUCCUCCUCCUUUCUCCCUUCAUUACCGUCAUCCAAACUCCUCUCUCCUGCCACCCGUACACAGUCUUAUGUUCCUGUCCUGAACGCUUCCUCUCAUGGAACUAAAGAAAAGCCUCAAAACGUUACCACAACUACCAAAAAAACUCCCAAUGUCCCAAAUUCCUCUCCUCAGCACAGAAAGUUUGCUGCCCCAGCAAAGACAAGGGUAGAACCCACAAUGUGGACGAUGAUUUUUGGUGCAUUUGAUGACUUUAUCAACAGAUUCAUAGACGCUCCCAUCCGCACCUCAGUUGAUCCCAGACGUGUUCUCUCUCAUAACUUUGCUCCAGUGGAUGAGCUUCCUCCAACUGAGUGUAAGGUGGUGGAGGGAUCCCUCCCACUGUGCCUGGAAGGUGCGUACAUAAGAAACGGCCCGAAUCCACAGUACUUUCCCCGUGGACCUUUCCAUCUCUUUGAUGGUGACGGUAUGCUUCAUUCCAUUAGAAUUUCAGAAGGUCGAGCCACUCUCUGCAGCCGCUAUGUGAAGACUUACAAGUACACCACCGAACGUGAUGCUGGUGCUCCUAUUUUUCCCAAUGUCUUCUCUGGCUUCAAUGGUCUUAUUGCCUCUACAGCUCGUGUUACCUUGUCUGUUGCUAGAAUCUUAGCCGGCCAAUACAAUCCUGCAAAUGGCUUCGGUCUUGCAAAUACUAGUUUGGCCUUCUUUGGCAACCGUCUCUAUGCACUUGGUGAGUCUGAUCUGCCUUACUCUGUGCGCUUGACAUCUAAUGGAGAUAUAGAGACCUUAGGUCGCCAUGAUUUCAACGGAAAGCUCUUGGGGAGCUUGACUGCUCACCCCAAGAUCGACCCCGAAACCAGUGAGACCUUUGCUUUCCGGUAUGGUCCUGUGUCUCCAUUUCUAACCUACUUUUACUUCGAUGCAAACGGAAAUAAGCAUCCAGAUGUGCCCAUUUUCUCAAUGACACGUCCAUCAUUCCUCCACGAUUUCGCCCUCACUAAGAAUUAUGCCAUAUUCACCGACAUACAAAUUGGAAUGAACCCCAUGAAGAUGAUUUUCAGGAAAGGUGCUUUGAUGGGUUAUGAUCCGACCAAGGUCCCGAGACUGGGCUUCAUCCCUCGUUAUGCAAAAGACGAGUCCGAGAUGAAAUGGUUUGAUGUGCCAGGAUUCAACUUUAUGCAUGUCAUCAAUGCCUGGGAGGAGGACGAGGGUAACACAGUGGUCAUGAUAGCACCAAAUAUAUUAUUCAUUGAGCAUGUCCUGGAGAGAGUGGACCUUAUUCAUGCCAUGGUGGAGAAAGAAAAAAGAACAAAUAUGUAUAUGCAGCAAUAGGUGAUCCAUUGCCAAAAUUUACAGGAGUGGUGAAGUUGGAC